GAAAAACUCAAAAACAAUAUCAUGCCAAAGAAAAAUUCGAAAUAGUAUGAUAAAAAAUACUUUUAUUUUAAAUGUUUAUGUUGUUAUUACCGAUAGAUUUUAAAAAAGUAUAAUCAGUUCGGUUUGAAAAAUUAAGUUUGAUUUUAACUAAAUUACAAAUUGGAGGUCGAAUAUUCGAACAACAAAUUAAUUAAGAAUAAACUUAAAUAUUAUAAAAAUAUGGGGAAAGAAAAAAUCAAUAAUUUAUUAAUAGUUGGUUAUACUGGUAGUGGUAAAUCUACGUUGGCCAAUGUGUUAAGUGGUACUGAUGAUUUCGAGGAAUAUUCUAGUCAAAUUUUUAAGAAAAAGGAAUUUAUAUGGAAAGGAACUAAAUAUAAUGUGGUUGACACUAACGGAAUUGGAAAGGAAAUCACUUGUGAAAAAAUAGAGGAAAUAAUCCAUUUGAUACCGGAAGGGAUAAGCCAAAUUUUAUUCGUAAUUGAUGGGAAAUUCACAACAGAAGGAAUACUUGGAAAUUUCAUUUUAGAAAGUGAUAUUGCUGAUUAUAUCACUAUUGUGAGAACUAAAUUUAGUAAUUUUAAAAAUGAAAGUGCCUGUAAAAAAGAUAGAGAAGAUUUGUGUAAGAAGAGCGAAAAAAUUUGCAAAUUAUGUGAAAAUAUAGUUUAUGUAGAUAAUCCCCCGACAAAAAUUGCCGUUUAUGAUGAAGACGAUGAAGAAACAAUUGAAAUUAAUAAAAAAAGAAGAGAAAGGUCAAAAAAAAUAUUAUUAGAACGUUUAGAAAAAGUAUGUCAUAAAUUAAAAAUGUGGGAUAAUUUACGACCAGUUAUAUUACAAUUCUUGAAGACAACCAACUACAUCUAAUUUUGUAUUCUUGAUUUACGUACUUUAUCAAAAAAUGCUUUUUUCUAUACUGUAAUUGUUUAUUAGAAUAAAAAUUUGACAUCAUGAUUUUAAGUGAUUUAUAAUUAAGUCC
Messenger RNA from Rhizophagus irregularis DAOM 181602=DAOM 197198, 973 nucleotides. RefSeq lists its product as uncharacterized. The record is from RefSeq and is a predicted model, not a curated record. NCBI's taxonomy places the organism in Eukaryota, Fungi, Glomeromycota, Glomeromycetes, Glomerales, Glomeraceae. Gene Ontology annotation, molecular function: GTP binding.